AUGGAUCAGUGUGAGGACAGAGAGGAGGGAGUCCCUCCCUCUAAAACCACUCUGUGUGGGGAACAUGAGAGCCAGACCAAAGCUCAGAGGAACCCACCUGGACCUCCACCCAGCUCUGUGUCCUCAAAGAGUGACCGGUCUAAAGGUGAACCCAUUGAAUUCCAAGUCCAUCCUGUGUCUGCUGCAGAGAGAGAGAGGAAAGGGAGUGGUGAGGAGGAGCAGCUUUCUUGCUGUGCUUUGUGUCAGGACGUCCUGAAGGAUCCAGUCUCUACCAGCUGUGGACACUGGUUCUGCAGACAAUGCAUUUCAUCAUACUGGGACCAGUCUGCUUCAUCAGGAGACUCCUCCUGUCCCCAGUGUGGAGAAAGAUCCAGAACCAGAGCUGGACUACAGACAGCCAGUCAGAGCAUCUGUGUACAAACAGAUGUUGGUCUGCAGGAGGUUUUAGAUGAACAUAAGAUCAGUCUGAGGGGGAGAUGUGAAUGUGUGACUGAAGGAAGUGAUGAAACAGGAAGUAAAACCCUCCUCAACAGGAUCUACACUAAGCUCUACAUCACAGAGGGACAAAGUGAAGAGGUUCAUACCCAACAUGAGGUGAGGCAGCUUGAGACAGAAUCCAACAUGGAUACCCUCCAUGACACUCCAAUCAGGUGCCAGGACAUCUUUAAAGCCUUACCUGACCAACAGAGACCCAUCAGAGUGGUUCUGACCAACGGCGUAGCUGGUGUUGGAAAAACCUUCUCAGUGCAGAAGUUCACUCUGGACUGGGCACAGGGCUUGGAGAACCAAAAUGUCAGUGUGGUGAUUCUGCUUUCAUUCAGGGAGCUAAACAUCAUCAGAGAUAAGCAGUACAGUCUUCUGGAGCUGCUCCAUGUUUUCCAUCCAACAUUACAGAAGGUCACAGCAGAGAAGCUCGCUGUCUCUCAACUUUUGUUCAUCUUUGACGGCCUGGAUGAAAGCAGAAUUUCAUUGGAUUUCACCAACAGGAAGCUGCUGUCUGAUGUCACACAGAAGUCAUCAGUCAGCCAGCUGCUGACAAACCUCAUCCAGGGGAAUCUGCUUCCCUCAGCUCUCGUCUGGAUAACUUCCCGACCUGCAGCAGCCAAUCAGAUCCCUCCUACAUGUGUUGACAGGCUAACAGAAGUACGAGGCUUCACUGACGCCCAGAAGGAGGAGUACUUCAGGAGGAGAUUCAGUGAUGAAGAGCUGUCCAGCAGAAUCAUCUCCCACAUGAAGACAUCCAGGAGCCUCCACAUCAUGUGUAGUAUCCCAGUCUUCUGCUGGAUCACUGCUACAGUUCUGGAGCACAUGUUGACUACAGAGCAGAGAGGAGAGCUGCCCAAGACCCUGACUGACAUGUACUCACACUUCCUGCUGGUUCAGACAAAGAGGAAGAAGAACAAGUACCAUGAGGGACAUGGGAUGAGUCCACAGGAGCUGAUGGAGGCUGACAGGGAAGUUCUUCUGAAGCUGGGGAGGCUGGCGUUUGAACAUCUGGAGAAAGGAAACAUUAUGUUCUACCAAGAAGACCUGGAGCAGUGUGGUCUGGAUGUCACAGAGGCCUCGGUGUACUCAGGAGUUUGUACAGAGAUCUUCAAAGGAGAGUGUGUGAUCUUCCAGAAACCAGUCUACUGCUUUGUUCAUCUGAGCAUUCAGGAGUUUCUGGCUGCAGUCUACAUGUUCCACUGUUACACCAACAGGAAGACUGAGAAAGCAAUGGAGAAGUCACUGAAAAGUAAAAAUGGCCACCUGGACCUGUUUGUUCGCUUCCUUCAUGGCCUCUGUCUGGAGUCUAACCAGAGACUCUUAGGAGGUCUGCUGGGUCAGACAGAGAUCAGUCCAGAAAUCAUCCAGAGAGUCAUCAACAACCUGAAGGAAAUGAACAGUGAUGAAAUCUCUCCUGAUAGAAGCAUCAACAUCUUCCACUGUCUGAUGGAGAUCAACGACCUCUCAUUAUUUCAGGAGAUCCAAGAAUUCCUGAAGUCGGAGAACAGAUCAAAAAAAGCAGUCUCUGAGAUCCAGUGCUCAGCUCUGGCCUUCAUGCUGCAGAUGUCAGAGGAGGUUCUGGAUGAGUUGGACCUGCAGAAGUACAACACAUCAUUGGAGGGCAGAUAUAGACUCAUUCCAGCUGUGAGGAACUGCAGAAAAGCUAGGUUGAAAGCGUGUGAACUUUCUAUGACUCACUGUAAAGUCCUGGCCUCAGUUCUGAGGUCUAACCCCUGCUAUCUGACAGAGCUGGACUUGAGUGAAAAUGACCUAUGGGAUUCAGCUGUGGAGUGUCUCUCUGAUGGACUGAAGAGUCCACACUGUCACCUGGAGACUCUGAGAUUGGAGAGCUGCAGAUUGUCAGAGAAAAGCUGUGAUUAUCUGGCUUCAGCACUGAAAUCCAGCCUCUCCCAUAUGAAAAAUCUUGACCUGAGUUACAACAAUUUGCAGGAUUUGGGAGUGAAGCAGCUCUCUGGUUUUCUGAAAAGUCUACACUGUAGACUGGAGAUUCUGAGAUUAAGACAUUGCAAUUUGUCAGAGAUCAGCUGUCAUUAUCUACUCUCAGCUCUGAAGUCUAAUCCCUUCCAUCUGAAACAACUGGACCUGACUAACAACAACCUACAUGAUUCGGGAGUGAAGCAGCUGUGUCAAUUUCUGGAGAGUCCAGACUGCAGAUUUGAGACUCUGAGUUUGUCAAGCUGCAGUUUUUCAGCGAUCAGCUGUGAAUAUUUAGUCUCAGCACUGAAGUCCAACCCCUCCCAUCUGAGAGAGCUGGUUCUGUGGGGAAACAUGCUGCAGUAUCCAGAUGUGAAGCAGUUGUGUGACAUUAGGGAGAGUCCAGACUACAGACUGGAGACUCUGAGGUGGAGCUGAUGAUGGUAAACAGGA
Pelmatolapia mariae (spotted tilapia) is the source of this 2874-nucleotide messenger RNA. RefSeq names its product NLR family CARD domain-containing protein 3-like. The coding region runs from base 1 to 2859 and encodes 952 amino acids. Gene Ontology annotation, molecular function: protein binding. Gene Ontology annotation, biological process: intracellular signal transduction. NCBI's taxonomy places the organism in Eukaryota, Metazoa, Chordata, Actinopteri, Cichliformes, Cichlidae. The transcript is spliced from 10 exons. The record is from RefSeq and is a predicted model, not a curated record.